UGCUCUCCGAGGACACAACACAACCGAGUAGACCUGGACACUGGUCACAACUGUUCGCCACGACUCGUCCCUUUCCUCCUUCCCCCCCAUGUAGGACCAGCAAGAUUUUAAAGAACAAAAGCCAACGCAGUCCAGGAGAUCCCAGGCUCUCCCUGCCAAGGAUGAGGCGCUAAACUUUCGGGAGGGGGGAAAAAAAGUUCUGCAAAGAGUGGGGAGGAGGGCGGGGAGGGGAGGAGAGAUUGGGCAAGCGGCUUGUGUGUGCGUGUGUAUGUGUGUGUUCCUGUUGUACCUGCGAGAUGGAAGGGAGCUUCAAGUGCGCCGUACCUCUGGUGUUGUUCUGCGGUUGGUUUAGUGGGGUGCACCUGAAGAGCCCAAGUUGCCACGAAGUGCGAACUGCAUUCCAGCUCCGGCAGAUAGGACCACUCAAGUUGGUGCCCGACACUCCCGGGAGAGAUGGGGAUUUACAGAUCUGUAUGCAUAACGAGCCAACUUGUUGUACAAAGAGAAUGGAAGAGCGGUAUCAAGUAGUGGUGCGCCGAGAGGUCCUACAGAGCAUCCAGUUUCUGAGCUUUGAACUGAAAUACAGAAUUGAAAAGAAUGGCGGGGCUUUCCAAGAGGCCUUUAAAUUGUUGAUACACAUUGCAACCAAUCACACCAACUCUAUGUUCAAGACAGGGUACAGAACAAUGGCAAAGGAAGCUUCAGAGGUGGUGAAGGGGUUGUUUACCGACAUCUCUCUGUAUGUUCUGGAUUUGGGCGCAAGUAUUGAAGACGUUGUCCUGAGUUUCUUUGAUAGUCUCUUUCCAUUGGUUUACAAUCGACUGAUACACCCAGGACUCAGUGAGGUUUCCGUGGAUUAUUCAGAAUGCCUCCGAUUGACCAGACAGGAUAUCAACCCCUUCGGAUCCUACCCUAUGAAGAUGGCAGCUGAACUGUCCAGACCCCUUCAGGCAAUGAAAACUCUUCUACAAGCCCUGAACAUAGGCAGUGAGGUGAUAAACAUGACUGAGAAUGUUGCUUUCACGCGGGAGUGUACCAGAGCCUUGGUGAAGAUGGAAUACUGCUCUCACUGCCAUGGACUGACUCUGAUCAAGCCAUGUGUUGCCUACUGUCUCAAUGUCAUGCGGGGCUGCCUGGCGAAUAUCGCAGAUAUUGAUCCCCAUUGGCGGGAUUACAUUUCGAAUCUGGACGAGCUCACCAGUGUCAUUAUGGGAUCGCGAGGUGUGGAGCAGGCGUUGCUCAGGGUGGCCCCACUCGUGAAUGAAGCCAUUUUGCAUGCCCAGUUGAAUGGACCGGAAAUUUCCACAACAGUGAGUAAGGUUUGUGGACAGCCCCAAGAGCGACCAAUAGCGACAGUGCUAGUAAGCACUGUACGGACGCCAGCCACAGUCAACUUCAAACCACAGGCCGUCACUCAAUUCGCCAACCUGACCCAGAGAAGAAGCUCGCUGCCUCUGAAAGAAGUAAAGACUGAUAGGCCCAGGACAAUGAAACAGAACACUCGAGACUUCAUGAACUACAUCCGGAGGUACAGGACCUUCUAUGCAUCUCUGGCAGAACAAAUCUGUGAAGGUGAACUUCUUCCUCAAGAUAGUUCGACCUGUUGGAGUGGAAAGGAUGUGGUUGAAAGUUACACAAACAGGGUCGUUGGGAAUGGACUCAAAGAACAGGUCAACAACCCAGAAGUGAAAGUCCGAGGACCUGACCCAAUGGUCAAACAAGUCAUCGACAAGCUCUUGUAUAUUAACAAGAUGCAGCAUGGCAAAGCAACCAAGGCAGCACAGUGGUCCUUGAGUGAAGUCGGCAGUGGCGAGGGCGAGGACACAGAGUCGAGCGGAGAGUGCGAUGAUGAAGACGGGUGCACAGGAUCUGGAAGCGGAGCACCAGGAAGGCAGAAGAAUACAUAUGCGCCAGAGGACCGGUGGGCAAAAAACAAGAUUUUCCCAGCUGUAGCCCCCACUCUGAGGGGAGCCAAGAUGACAUCUCCAAGCUCAUCACCCAGCACCACAGCACAUAGCAAACCAGGAGCAGCCCCCAAUCACUGCAGCCCAUUAUCUAUUGCCAUAAUCACAACAUUGGGGCUGCUGUGUCAUUGGUUGUUAUAGUUGCAAUGUGUUACGGCUACAGUAGCCUGCCUUUAUUUAUCCAGUAUUACAAUCAUCACGCAGCUUUUUUUCUUAUUGGAGGUCAGCUGAUGCUUUAGGAUCUGUGUUCUUGUAAUAUAGUCGAGAGCUGCAAUAUACUAUAGCAAACUAUUGUUCUAGAAGCGUUCUGUUUGAACAAAACAAAUCAUGUGAAAACUGUACAUAGUUUGUAAAAAAAAACUAGAUUUAGAGGUAAAGUAUCUGCCAGACUACAAAUACGUAAUCAUUUUUGAGCAUAAUCUGUGUGAACAAAUGUCCUUUCUCCUGCACAUUCAUCUCUAAGGCAAUGCAUUUGUUUUCUCAGUGUAACUCACAGCUACUUAAGGCCUGAUAUACCUUCUUGCAUUGCAGCUUGUUCCUUUAAUUACAUAGAUUUAUCACUCACUCCUCUGCUGAGCAGGCAUAUGAUGACAUGUGCAGUCAUGAGCCUUAGGUCCAGAAGACCACAUCUUUGAUCCCCUACAAGCCAGAUGGAAUAGUUGUCUGGGGUAUCAUUAUUGGCCUCAUUACUUCUGGGCUAGAGAAGGGACAGGGCAAGUCAUACCAGGACUUGAUACUGAUGAUAAUUACACAGUGGGUGCUGCUGAACAAUGGCAACAUGGGCAACUGGAUCCAGUUGUAGUUUUAAGGUUGGUCAACCUUGACUUUAUCCAAGUGGGCCCCUUAGUGCGGGACAUGCAAGACAACCCCAAUCCUCCCAGUUUGCCAUGAAGGUAAGGCUUGAUGAACAGGCCCUUCAGCCCACUGAAUCCAUGCUGACCACUCGCACUCAUGUUGACACUAAUCCUACCCUGAUCCAUUUUAUUCUCCCCCACUUUCCCCCAAAACUUAACCCCCAGUUUCUACCACUCACCUACCCACUUGGGGCAAUUUACGGUGACUAAUUAACCGACCAACACUCACAUUUUUGGGAUGUGGGAGGAAACCGGAGCACCCAGGAGAAACUCACACGGUCAGAGAGAGGACAUACAAAUUCCACACAGACGACACCCGAGGUCAGGAUUGAACCCAGGUUUCUGGAGCUGUGAGGCAGCAGAUCAACUAAGUGUGCCACUGUGCUGUCCCAACUGGUGAGACAGCCUUUCCUGUAGAAACUAUAAAGAUGCCUUUCCUUUAAUGACAAGUUUUUGGUGAGGGGGCAGGGUUUAUUACACUUACAAAACUGUUUUCAACAUUUACAUGACUGCAGAUCAGAUUUCUCAAGGCCAGUUGCUGUCUCCACCUGGAUUUUGAGGUCUGCUGUAACUAUAGCUGAGUGUUUUCAGUUAAAUGUGUUUCUCUUUUGUUGAAAGAAAACAGUGAUUUUAUUUGUAACCUGAACUUGUCUUUCAGAAAGGAGACCAAUUCUACGUUACAUAAGAAGUUUACUGUUUGUAAUCCUCCUCAGUGCCCUAAUAGUUAUCCCACCAACUGACGCCAGACAACCAAUAAUUAUCAUAUUGCUGCUUGUGUUGCAGCUCAGUUUGCCGCACUCAUUUCACACACCUCAAGCCUGGCAUCUCCUCGGACCACUCUGCUCUUCUGCUCCCAUACUAUCCUGUCCAUCCGCAUCUCAAGCUUGAUUUCUCCUCUCCUCCAUCUCUUCGGACAAGACAUUAACAAAGGCCACAGCUGAACAUCAAGGUAGACAUAAAAGGUCCCAGUGACCUUGUUCGAAAAAGAGCGGGUGAUUCCUCCCUAAUUUCUGAACAGACAGUCACCCCUCAACCAGCACUGAGUAGCUUGGCUGCCCCAUCUCCUGACAUUACUGCAGUGACUGCACUUCUAAAAUAUAUCAUCUGCUGACGAGCAUUUUGAAUCCUGAGGUCAUAAAAUAAGCUCAAUCUAAAUGUUUUCUUUCUUUAAUUUAUCCCUUCUAUACACGGUCUAUUAUUUAGAAAGUCAGAAGUUUACAUUUAAGAGGUUGCUGAACAACUGUACGCUUCGAAGUUUGUAUUUCUUGGCCACAUGUGCGUAACAGAUGGUUGAUGAAGCAACCAGAAAGCCUCCCCUCUGCUCACAACUCUCUUCCUACUAUCCUCAUUCCAGCUGCAAAGCCUGGGAAGGAUCCUCUUUAUGAUCACAUCUGGAAGUGCCAACUCUCUCCAAAAGGAAAUGCAUUUCCGCUCCAAAAGAAACAGUUGCCUUCACCGCCCUGAUGAUCAAUCCCACCCCUCUGCGGGUGGUAAGCAUCAGAUCUCAGCCAAAGCUGAGUCACUCUAGCGGUAUCACUGUUCCGCAUCUACCUCCUGUCGACAUCCAGAUGUCAUUGGUCAAUGCUUCACCAGAUGUUGGUGACUUAACUUCAUUAGAUCACUCAGUUAUUGAAAAAAAAGUGGAAAGUUAGGCAGUGUGCUUUGGCGAAAGAUGUCUUUUAUCAGAUCAAGAGCUCGGCAAGAAUACUUUGAAGCCUUUGGAUGAGGCUUCACUCCGCAUCCUCCGCAUAAUCUUAUAAGGAUUUGCAUGGCUGAAAGGUGGCCCAUGGCUUCAUGAAGGAACCCUCCAGCUUUGGAAUAAGGUGCAGUCUUUGACUAUACCAGUACUUGCUUCAUGUGAGGACAGUGCUCCUUAUCACCUUCUCUUCAACCUGUGGACCAAGGGUGGGAGGUGAUGGAGGUGAAAAUCCUUAACUGUUUUUUAAAUCCGCUUCAACAUUUCAUUUUGAGUGACUUGUACAGUGGCUCCCAGUUAAGCAGUGCCUUGGUUUUAAAAUAUCUUUGGUUUCAAAUUUCUCCAUAGCUUCAACCCCUUGUCAUUUCCUCCUGGGUGACAACUCUCCAAGGUAUUUGUCCUUGUACUAUUCUGCAGUGUUGUGCAUGAUGACUUCUAUUGCUUCUCAUUAGCAACCUUGCCUUCAGCUGCCAAGGCACAAGGUCCUGACACUUCCUCUCUAAAUCUAUCUGCUUUUCAUUCCACUGUUAGAUGCUUCAUAAAAACUACCAUUUUCAGACCAAAAGUCACCUGCAUUUCAAAUUUUGUUUUAGAUGCUCCUGAGAAAAACUGUGGGACCUUCUACUAGGUUGGAGACACCGUAUAAGUGAAAUUAUUAUUACAUUUCACUUCACUGGAGAACAGUCAGCAAAACAUUUCAAAGAGAGAUUACUUGUGUCUUAACAUCCUUAACACACAUUUUGUCUUCUGGCCCACUAAAAUUCUUAGAAUGGAAAAUAAAUAAAUCUUGCUGUCCCCCGUUUUCACACUGCCAACAUGGUUAUAUUGGCACUUCAUCUUCAAUUUGGUUGUGUUAUAGUUUUGUUACUGGUAAAACAACCAGAAACCUUGACAAAUAUUGCAUCGUACACAAAUUCAUAAUCCCUCUUUGGCAGUUUAUGGACUAGAAUCCAAUCUUAAAUAGAAAUACGGGAAUAAAAAAAAAGUAAAAGUAACAAUGAAACUAUUAAAACUGACCUAAAGACCCAAAACUAAUGUCCUUAAGGGGGGAAAAGAAAGCUAUUGUCUUUACCCAGUUUGGCUGGUUCAUGACUCUGGUCAUAGAUCAAAGUGGAAAUCUCUAAUUUACCCUCUGAAGUUGCCAAACAAGUCACUCAGUUGUUUCAAGCUACUUGCAUCCCUGUGUGUACCUUCACCACCCAGACUGUAGUUGCUAAAGUAGGCAAAUCAAAACCCCUUCAAGCCCAAUAAGGAUCGUCAGUAAAUGCUGGCUCUUUGAGAAGAACCAUUAAAGCAAAGCUUUGUCUGCCCUCUCAGGUAGAUACAGAAAAUCCUAUUGUUGAGAAGAGCUAAGGAGUUAUUCCCAACCUCUUGGCCAACAAUAAUCCCUCCACCAACAUCACUGAAAAACAGGUGCUUGGUCAUUGCAGCUCGCUAUGUGUAAAUUGUGUUUCCUCUGUCACAAUAGCGACUACUCUUCAGAAAUACUUCAACAGCAGUAAAUCACUUUGAGAUGUCUUGAGAUCUCAAAAGUCUUUCUUUCUUGCUUGUCUGUGUAUCCGUGUGAAUUGUAGCUACAGUGGUGCAUAUGCUGGGUUAAUCUCCAAAACGGAGGACUGCACACACUGCACUGUUUUACUAUAAUAUAUUGCAGCUUUAAAAGAGUUUCCGUCAAAACUAAACAAUACAAUUGUACUUGCUACAUAUUACAGGAAGAGGAAGAGUAACACGUUAAAAAGAAACACUUGCUUCAAUAAACGAGCAGCAACAUUGCUCUUUCACUGCUACACAGAAACUUUGCUGGCUUUGCAAAUGUACUCUCAAUGAGUCCUGGUAUUAAAGAACUGUCUAUUCGACUACCUUUAACAAAGAAAACGAUUUUGCCAAUAAAAUUAAUUAUUUUAUACACAGUAUUUAACCCAUAUGCAUCAGUUUUACCGGAGGAGCAAGGCCUAUAGAAAAUGGCUAACAAUAUAAUUGUAGGGUUAAUUCAAUGUUUGCAUGGGGUAUAAGCUGGAGAUGAGGCUAUAAUAUUGAUAUUUCAGUUAUCAACCCCAGUCUCCUGUUCUGUCUGAAUGCAAGAUGUCCUGGUAACUCUUUGGUAUACACGGAAGAGCCAAUCAAGUAUAGCAUUGCAGCGAGCAGUAAGAAGAGACCAAGUUAGGGAUUGGGUUACACAAUAGGCACAAUGGUAUAAUUCCAGCCUUUCAUCUGCAAGACAUGGAUUGCAAUCCAGCCCACACAGUGUCACAUCUAUGCCCAUCCUAUGUACAAUACAUUGAUAGUAAACUUAGCGUAGAUCCUACAUGGCACAUCCAGAGCAAGAAACUCUGUGCUGUAGCGGCAAUUCUUUAAGCUUCCACCAUUGAGGCUCAUUGGGGAAAUGGAAAAUAUCACAUUGGUGCAAUAACACUUCUCUUCUGACUAAAGAGAGAAAGUACAGCAACACAAUGGUGUAGCUAGUAUAGCCAGUGCCUCACAGCACCAGGGACCCGGGUUCAAUCUGGACCUCAGGUGUUGUCUGUGUGGAGUUUGCAUGUUCUCCCUGUGACCUUAUGGGUUUCCUCUGGGUGUGCCGGUUUCUUCCCACAUCCCAAAGAUGUAUGGGUUAUUAGGUUAAUUAGCUACUGUAAAUUGCCCCAGUGGGUGUAGGUGAGAAGUAGUAUCUGGGGCAGCUGAUGAGAAGGUUGGGAGAAUAAAAUGAGAUCAGUGUAAAUGGGUAGUUAAUGGUUGGCAUGGACUUGGUGGGCCAAAGGGCCUGUUUCUGUGCUGUAUGACUCUAUGACAUUAUGGAACACAUUUGUCAUCAAGCUUUAUAACUUGCCUAUAGAUUAAGUGGUUAGCUUUAUCAUCUUCAAGAGGAAUUUGAAGUAGAUUAGAACUGGGAAGAUCAGAUAUUAAUAGUAUAUAGUUAUGUACAGUAUACAUUAGUAGUAUAUAGAUUCAAGCUCAGUUGCAUAAUUGUUCAGAUUCAGACAUAUCUAGGGAUAACCAAAGCGGUGAGAAAAGAUGAGAUCUAACAAGAUGGGGAUAAUGCAAGUGCCUGCGACAAUGAUAUGAGGAAUGGUCACACAAAUGUUUAGAAAGAUUUCUAAGAGCCCAAGAAGGCAUCCUAACCCCUCAUCAAACUGCCAAAACUGUGGCUGGAAAAUCAAGGGCACCAGAUUUGAAAGACAGAGGCGUAUUUCUGUGUUGGUGCCAAGGUGAUGUUGCAUGCAGUGCUUUAGAGCAGAGUUUCUCGCCUGUGAUGUUGCACUCCAUCACCCAUCAGCCAGCACUGCGGGAGGAAUUUCUGACCACUGCGACCCUGCAUUGUGCCAAUCCCUUGCUGCCUGGCAACCCCCUCUGACCCGAGACAACCAUUAGUUGCAGCCCUCUCCCAGAACACUCCCAGCUGUUCUGCAGUGUUUGACAGGGUUACGGUGGAUGCAGUCAAUCUGCCAACACCAGCUGUUCAGCAGGCAGAUGCACCUCAAGCAGUAUUACAUAAAGCAGAGAAAUGAAGGACAGAUGGCAAGAUUUAAAAAAAAAAUUAAAAUCAAUAAACUGCAGGUUCUAGAAAUCUGAAAUAAAAACAGAAAAGUGCUAGAAAUACUCAGCUGGUCAGACAGGAUCUGUGGGAAGAGAAAGACAAUGUUUCAGGUCUGAGGCCAUCAAUUCUGAAGGGUUCUAAACCUGAAAUGUUAACUCUGGUUCUCUCUCCACAGAUGCUGCCUGAUCUCCUGAGUGUUUCCAGCAUUUUGUGUUUUUUGUUUCAGAUGGCAAAAUCAGACAAUUGAACCACCCUCCUGUCCUCUCCCUAAGUUCUGAUAUGCUAAGUGUGGGUGCUCUGACUACUGUUAAAGGCUGCAGUGGUGAGAUAGUGUGGUCUAAUGGAUGACUCCCAAGAUUUAUCGUGGCACUUUGAUUAUUACUGGGCCUGUAUCCAGGUGGCACAGUAGCACAGCGAGUUGACCCACUGCCUCAUAACUCCAGCAACCCUGGUUCGAUCCUGACCUCCUGUCUGUCUGGAGUUUGCACAUUCUCCCUGUGACUGCGUGGGUUUCUCUCAGUUGCUCUGGUUUCCUCCCACAUCCCAAAGACGUGCAGGUUGGUAAGUUAAUUGGUCAUUAAGCUGCCCUAGUGUGUAGGUGAGUGGUAGAAUCUGGUGGGAGUAAAUGGAAAUGUGGGGAGAAUAAAAUGGGAUCCUGUAGAAUGUAGAUGCUUGAUGGUCAGCAUAAACUCAGUGGACUGAAGGGCCUGUUUCCUUACUGUAUCACUCUAUGAAAUCAGGACGCUCUUUUCCACACAAAGGACGAUGUCAUAGAAUCUUUGGGAGAUACAGCAUGGAAACAGGCCCUUCAGCCCAUCAAGUUCAUACCAUUGACCACCCAUUUACACUAAUCCUACAUUAUUUCCAUUCUUUAUUCUCAGGAGCUGUGAGGCAGCAGCUCUGUUAGCUGCAUCACUGUGCUGACCAAUGGAUAUCUGAAAGGUAUCUGGCAAAGUCUGUCAAUGCUGGAGCUUCCGGGACAGGGUUAUAGGUUUUUGAUAGGUAAUGGAAUCCAAUGAUACAAGUCAAUGGUAGAUAAAUGAGACUGAGGUACAGAUCUGGCAUGAUUUCUUUGAAUAGGGAUCAGGCUGAAGGCUUUUUCUAUUCCUAUAGUAAUGAGCACAUCAAAUACAGUGUAAUGUAUAUAAUAAUAGCCAUAAAGAGGUUUUAUUCUUUUCCCUUUAAGAGUCGAUCUCCUGUAUAAUGUUGAUAUUCUGUCUAAAUUGUAAUUUAUGGAUUUGCUGGCAAAAGGCCCAGAAAGGUUAUGAAAGUGUUUGUAAUUAACUGAACAAUAACACAAGCACAUUGAACUCGAAUGUGUGUAAUCCAUUGUGGAAGGAAGAAAACAUGUGGGCUGAGGAUAAUGUGCCGCAAGGUAGCUUCUUACAGAAGAUUUGUGCUUCCGUUCUCUGCUUCUCAUCAAUCCUGUAAAUAGACUUCAGUGGCAUUGUGCAAGAGAUGGUGAUAUGCAGUUU
This is a messenger RNA of Pristis pectinata (smalltooth sawfish), 9521 nucleotides long. RefSeq names its product glypican 5b (gene gpc5b). Gene Ontology annotation, biological process: positive regulation of canonical Wnt signaling pathway; regulation of protein localization to membrane; cell migration. The record is from RefSeq and is a predicted model, not a curated record. The transcript is spliced from 9 exons. Lineage: Eukaryota; Metazoa; Chordata; Chondrichthyes; Rhinopristiformes; Pristidae. The coding region runs from base 297 to 2105 and encodes 602 amino acids. Gene Ontology annotation, cellular component: cell surface; plasma membrane; extracellular region.